AUGGCAGCAAAGUGCAUCAUACCUGCUAUAAUAGCAUCAUUUGGAAUUGCAUGGGUCUGUGAUCAUACCGUUUCUGACAAAAAGAUUUUUGGAGGCACUAUCCCUGGAACAGUUUCAACCAAGGAAUGGUUGGAAGAGACUGAAAAAAAGUUUCAAUCAUGGCCCCGAACUGCAGGUUCACCAGUGGUCAUGAACCCCAUAAGUCGCCAAAAUUUCAUAAUUAAGUCUCGAUCUGAUUCGUGA
This is a messenger RNA of Abrus precatorius (Indian licorice), 243 nucleotides long. RefSeq lists its product as uncharacterized. The record is from RefSeq and is a predicted model, not a curated record. The coding region runs from base 1 to 243 and encodes 80 amino acids. NCBI's taxonomy places the organism in Eukaryota, Viridiplantae, Streptophyta, Magnoliopsida, Fabales, Fabaceae. The transcript has 2 exons.